Molecule: messenger RNA, 1420 nt
Organism: Pyricularia oryzae 70-15
Lineage: Eukaryota; Fungi; Ascomycota; Sordariomycetes; Magnaporthales; Pyriculariaceae
Exons: 2
Coding region: 144-1301 (385 amino acids)
Source: RefSeq, a predicted model, not a curated record
CAAAAUCCAGAGGCAGUCAAGAUGUCUAUAAGAAGCGAAAUGUCCUCGCACUUGGACAGAAUGCUCUACGUCUACAGAUCAGGCACCAGCUAUCCUCCCAACAGUUCAAUCCCCUUCAGGUCUUUGAGUCGCAAUCAGCAAACAUGAUUUCCGAGAUCUUCUGGGCUGCCCUUGUGCUCGGGCCUACGGUUCAGGGCGCUGCCAUUCCCGCAGGCCGGGACAAUGGCAUCGCUCGGCGCCAGGAGGGUGGUCUGCCUGGCUUCCCUGGCUUACCUACUGAUCUGCCUGGCCUGCCGUUUCCCAUUCCUGGCUUGCCCACUGGUCUUCCUACCGGUCUGCCUGGUCUGCCCACUGGCCUGCCUGGUCUGCCUGGCCUGCCUGGCCUGCCCACUCGCUUGCCAUUUCCCAUUCCUGGUUUGCCCACCGGCCUACCUACUGGACUGCCUGGACUGCCCGGUCUGCCCGGUCUGCCUGGUCUGCCCACUCGUUUGCCGUUUCCUAUUCCUGGCCUUCCCACCGGCCUACCCACUGGUCUGCCUGGUUUGCCUGGUUUGCCAACUGGCCUGCCGCUUCCCAUUCCUGGCCUGCCUGGUUUGCCCACUGGUCUGCCGCUUCCCACUCCUGGCAUGCCUACCGAUGUGCAGACUGGUCUGCCCACCGAGAUGCCUACUGCCUUGCCUACUGGCAUGCCUCAUCCCACUGGCCUGCCCACCGACUUGCCCACCGACUUUCCUUAUCCCCCUGAACUGCCAACUGAACUGCCAACUGACCUGCCUACCGACUUGCCGGCCGAGAUGCCUACCGACUUGCCUACCGGUCUGCCUUAUCCCCCUGAAGUGCCCACUGGCGUGCCAACUGGCCUGCCCACCGACUUGCCCCAUCCCCCUGCUCUGCCGACCGACCUGCCCACCGACCUGCCGUCCGACCUGCCGACUGGUGUACCCACUGACCUGCCUACCGAUUUGCCAACCGGCCUGCCGACCGACUUGCCUACUGGCUCGCCUACCCAUCUGCCCGUCCCGCCUACCGGCCGACCCAAGCCCCCGUACGGCCGCCCCAGGCCUCCGAUUGGCCGUCCCAGGCCCCCGAUCGGUCACCCCAUGCCACCGCGGCCCUCCAAGCCGGACGGCACUCUGCUCCCGCCCAUGCCAGGUCCCACCUCGCCUCCUUCACCCGACGCCCCGCUUCCUCCCAUGCCGACCGGGCCUCCUCACCCUCCAGUCUCUCCUCCGCUCCCGGAACCUCCCGUCGCCAGCUCGACUCUUUCGGGGCCGCCCGAGGAACCUACUUAUGCCCACUGAGAUGUCUGUGAGGUAGUGCGGAGCUCUGUGGCGAUGGGAUUGACGCGCAGCUGACUUGGAGGCUGGGACUUGGAAAACAAAAAAAAUAUGCCGAGAGGUUGUUGCUCAGUUUGCGCAGA